AUGUUCCCGGCUGCUGCAGCUGCUUCCUCCAAGAAGCCCGACGUGAGCCCGUCGUCAGUUCACGAUCGGGCCGCCGCUGCCGCGUGCGACUCCGGCCUCGUCCUCACCACCGACCCCAAGCCCCGGCUCCGGUGGACGGUCGAGCUCCACGACCGUUUCGUCGAUGCCGUCGCGCAGCUCGGAGGCCCGGACAAGGCAACUCCGAAGACUAUUAUGAGGGUUAUGGGAGUCAAGGGCCUCACGCUUUACCAUCUCAAGAGUCAUCUUCAGAAAUUCAGGCUAGGGAAGCAGCACAAGGAGUUCGGUGAUCACUCGGUCAAGGAUGCUAUGGAGAUGCAACGGAAUGCAGCCUCUUCGUCUUCGGGUAUGAUGGGAAGAAGCAUGAACGACCGCAGCACGCACAUGAACGAGUCACUAAGGAUGCAGAUGGAGGUCCAAAGAAGGCUCCAUGAGCAGCUGGAGGUGCAGAAGCACCUCCAGAUGAGAGUGGAGGCCCAGGGGAAGUACAUGCAGUCCAUCCUGGAGAAAGCCUACCAAACCCUCGCGUCCAGCGAUUGCGCCACGUGGCCUGCUGCCGCCGGGUACAGAUCUCUAGGUGGCAGCCAGGCGCCGGCCCUCGACCUCGGCGGCUCCAUGAGCUUCCAGGACCUCACCCUGUAUGGAGGGUCGUCGAGCCAUCUGGAUCUGCAGCAGCACAUGGAGAUGAGGCCGACCAUGGCCAUGGACAGCUUCUUGGCGUUCAACGAGAGCUGCAUUGGAUCAGCAACAGUCAGGAGCUGCUCCACCGGGAAGAGCCCGAUGAUGUGGGGCAACGGCGAUGAUGAGCAGGCCAAGAGUGGUGGCAGCGCCGAUGAGCUUCUCCAGAUGGCGCCGUCGUGCAUGAUGGAGGCGGGUGGCGGCAGCGGCGGCUCAAUGGAUCCGAUCAUGUCAUUGUCCGGCGACUCCUUGGGCAGUAAGGGCUUUGACGGCCCAAUCAUCAGCUCAAAGCUUGAGAUGAGGUCAUCUCCACAGCAAGUAGGAAGUGAGAGGAACUUGUCCUACGGGUAA
Triticum turgidum subsp. durum (durum wheat) is the source of this 1047-nucleotide messenger RNA. The record is from the annotation of a GenBank genome assembly. NCBI's taxonomy places the organism in Eukaryota, Viridiplantae, Streptophyta, Magnoliopsida, Poales, Poaceae.